This is a messenger RNA of Diachasma alloeum, 2472 nucleotides long. RefSeq lists its product as uncharacterized. Bases 1163 to 2110 code for a protein of 315 amino acids. The transcript is spliced from 6 exons. The record is from RefSeq and is a predicted model, not a curated record. NCBI's taxonomy places the organism in Eukaryota, Metazoa, Arthropoda, Insecta, Hymenoptera, Braconidae.
CCGUCAUAUCUGCCGGAAAAGAUCGGAUUUUAUUCCCAAAUGACGACAGAAAAGUGGCUUAUUUCAUUCCUUGGAUUUUUACUGUUUUAGAAGAUCCUCGGAAUGACUUGAUCCACAUUCCUCCCUUUCAUUUACAGAGAAAAAUCGAACUCAACCAGCAGUUAUGACGGAAAAUAUUGUGUGCACUGAGGAAGGACAACAGGACAUGCUAACCCGCGUGCUUCUCACUGAAUCAAAAUACGCUGUAGCGUAUUGGCCAAGGAACAUUUUUUACUCCAACUGUCCAACACCUCAGACCGAGUGCUGCCAAGUAUCUGUUGACGAAGUAACCACCCAAAAGACCAUUUUCUGGAAAAAUGGUGCAUUUUUCGUUGAACAAACAUUGAAAGAAUACAAAAUCAAUGAAAAUAAACCAAGUCAGGGCUCAAUAAAAAAAUCCGGAAGUACUAAAGCAACGGCAUUCGCGAGCAGUUUUUGUAAUCACUGCCUAAUAUCAAUCUAAACUCUCAUGUUCAGACCCGUGCCAAGAAAAUUGAUUCUGUCUUUACUGACUUUUUAUUGACGCUUGGGUUGGUUGAUUUUCAUUUAUAUAUGUUUGUUUUUUCUAAUGCUUUUUUACGCAAUAUAUAUUUUUCGAGUAGAGUGUCUUCCUCAUUUUCAGAAGCAACCAAAGAAAUAUGUUCCUUAGCACAGUGCUUUUUAUAAAAACUAGGGAAGACGCGCGCAUUCGCGCGCGCUAGCCAGUUUGCAUGAAUUAGUGCAUUCAUUUGAUGCAUUCAUUCGAUAUAAAAUAGAAUUAUAACUCGAUAGGAUUUUUUUUAUUUGUAAUUUCCGUUUGUACAUUUACAUUUACUUUCUCACCACGGAAAAUACGUCGUGGAAUGGUGUUUUUCAAGUCUUCUCCGUUAGUUUUAUUCUACUUAUUUUCUAAAUAGUGUUAUUGAUUGGGUAAGUGAUAAAUCUCAUUUUUUAAUUUUUGGUUCGUGUCUUGUUCCAUCGUAGUGAUCAGGUUGGGAAUACGUCAUAUAUAUUACGUCGAACAAGUGAUUUUGUUCAAUUUAUUUUCGUUUGUUUUGAGCUGUCAAUUAUUUCAAUCAUCUUGACACAGUAGGCCAUUGAUUUUCAUCGAACUAUUCUUUACGAAUUUGUCUCGUUAUUCAUCAUGUCCGACGCCGAUAAUUCUCCAGCUCCUCAUUGCUCUAAUACUGAACCGAUUGAUGAUGGACUCGAGGUUCAAGAUCCACCAGUUGCAGAUCCCAAUGUUUUUACCAAUCUUGAUCUGCUGACAUCAUCUGCAUAUUUACAGAGCAUUUCUUCUGCUACAACAAAAUUGGUAGAGAUCAUCGGCAUUAUUCAUCUUGUCAAAGAAGCUGAGACUGUAACCUGUAAAAAUGGUGCAGUCAACGAUGUCUGUACAUUUUUCGUUCACAAUAAUGAUGGCGAAAUAGUUCAGUGCGUUAUGUGGGGUGAAAUCAUGGACAAAUUUCUUGAUCAGCUUCUAGUGUAUCAUGUCAUUCACAUCGAUGGAGCUUAUCCAAAAUACGUGAAGGAUCAAUUCAACUCGGGAACGACUCCUUAUGAAUUGGUGCUUCAAUCAAACACGACUGUUACUGAUUUGGGGAAGAUUCAACUCCAACAACGCUCUCAAUCGACCACUCCUGAGAUUACUCCUUUGAUUGAUCUAGCAACUUGCAAGAAAAUUGCUGCUUUAAGCGGAUUUGUCAAAACUCCAUGGACUGUGAUUGAAAAACAAGUCGAUAGUACUGGCAAUACUUGCUAUGGAUCCAUUGCUGCUCAAAAAUAUUUCGUGGAUGUAAAAAUUUCUGAUUUUCCCUCUGAUUUUAGUUCCCCAUUCGUGAAGGGACAGCAUGUCCAAUGUGUUGGAUCAGUGAUCAGAAAUGGUAGUAGGUUUUUCUUCUGCGUUCAAGCUCCAUUCUGUAUCACUUUGGUUGAUCAGACUGUCGCUACUUUCAAAGAUCUUCUUCGUUGUCAGCCGUUGAUGAUUCGAAAUCAGGCUGAUUCUAACAAUCGAGGCGAUGCUACUGCGGUUCAGCCCAAGAAAUUGAAGAGAAGUGAAAUAUCCAACAAAAGAUGCCCUAAAAAAGAUUAAGAAGUUACCAGUUAUGGCUUUUGUUUUUCAUUUUUAGUUAGCCAGAACAAUUUGUCUCUCCGAAUCAUCAACUACUUUUUGAAAAUAAAAAUAACAAAAAUAGAUCCAAAAAAAAGAAAUCAUAACCAGAAGAAUAUCCAACACUUCUAAAUCAUCAUAAUAUUAAUUAAAGAAAGUUCGAGCGUUUGAGAUUCACUUGAAAUUUUUUCGAUAAUUUACUGUUUAUGGACCUAGAUAUCGACAUUCUAUGUUAAUGACCAGCAUUGUUCUCUGUCUCACUCCGAUUUAAAUAACUUCGUAUACAAAAAAUUCUUUAAACCCCAACAUAAAUCUAUUAUAAUACAGAUUCAAGAUUAACAAUC